AUGGCAGGCCCAGAGGAACAGCAGAUCCACAGGGAUCCUGCUCUCUUCUACUGGAUUCUCCUUCCCAUCACCGUAGUCAUGAUCCUCACCGGUGUAUUGCGGCACUACCUCAGCACUCUGCUCCAGACGACUCCGAAGAAGCAGGCUCUCGCCAAGAUCCGGGAGCAGCGGUCGCUGCUACGCGCACAGAACCUCCGCGGCAACCACCAGCAGAUUUCCAAGGCAUCUUUCGAGAGACGCAAAGAGGUGUUCAUCGAAGGAGUGAAGGAGGGCAAGUUUCUCGCCGACCCAGAGAACAGGGGGAAGCCAAGAGCGAACCCGAUGUCUGAUCCUGCUAUGAUGGAGGGCAUGAUGGGCAUGAUGAAGGGAAAUGUUGCCAUGAUGGUGCCUCAGAGCUUGAUCAUGGGCUGGAUCAAUGCCUUCUUUUCGGGAUACGUGAUCAUGAAACUUCCCUUUCCCUUGACACCGCAGUUCAAGCAGAUGCUGCAAGCUGGUGUUGGAACCAGAGAUCUGGACGUCAGAUGGGUGUCCAGUCUGAGUUGGUACUUCCUUACUUUGUUCGGAUUGCAGCCAGUAUACAACUUCAUCCUGGGCAACAACAAUGCUGCCUCUAUGGCGACACAGCAAAUGGCCCAGGCGCAGAUGGGCCAAAAUCCGAUGGGCGGCCAAGAAGAUCCCGACAAGAUCUUCAACAGCGAAAUUGAGAACUUGGAAGUUAUCGACCAUCGCUAUAUUCUCGAUGGUGUAGAGGAUAGACUAUUGGCUAAGCUUGGAGCCAGUGUAUAG
This is a messenger RNA of Zasmidium cellare ATCC 36951, 786 nucleotides long. RefSeq lists its product as uncharacterized. Gene Ontology annotation, cellular component: membrane; EMC complex. The record is from RefSeq and is a predicted model, not a curated record. Lineage: Eukaryota; Fungi; Ascomycota; Dothideomycetes; Mycosphaerellales; Mycosphaerellaceae. Gene Ontology annotation, biological process: protein folding in endoplasmic reticulum. Bases 1 to 786 code for a protein of 261 amino acids. The transcript has 4 exons.